Molecule: messenger RNA, 2387 nt
Organism: Nannospalax galili (Upper Galilee mountains blind mole rat)
Lineage: Eukaryota; Metazoa; Chordata; Mammalia; Rodentia; Spalacidae
Gene: Lcp2
Product: lymphocyte cytosolic protein 2
Exons: 22
Coding region: 249-1853 (534 amino acids)
Biological process (GO): intracellular signal transduction; cell surface receptor protein tyrosine kinase signaling pathway
Molecular function (GO): protein binding
Source: RefSeq, a predicted model, not a curated record
CUGCCUCCAUCACCACAGACCUGCCCAUCAUAAUGACAUAAUGACUUGAGAGAAUGUUGAAGAGGAAGCCGUUGCUUUCUGGGAUCUCCCUACAGCAGAAAAGACCUCCGUUCCAACAAGUAUGUUCCUGACGGUAGCUGGGAAUUAGAAGGACCAAGGACAUCUCCAAGCCCUGGAUCUGUGAUUCUUUUCUGUUCAUGGCUGCAGCACCUCUGUCUAGUUUGUGAGUGUCUCCCAAAGCUGUGGCCAUGGCCCUGAGGAAUGUGCCCUUUCGUUCAGAGGUCUUGGCCUGGAACCCCGACAACCUUGCUGAUUACUUCAAGAAGUUGAACUACAGGGACUGUGAGAAGGCAGUGAAGAAGUACCACAUCGAUGGCGCUCGGUUUUUGAACCUGACAGAAAAUGACAUUCAGAAGUUCCCCAAGCUCAGAGUACCGAUUCUCAGUAAAUUAAGUCAAGAUAUCAACAAGAAUGAAGAAAGAAGGAGCAUUUUCACACGCAAACCCCAAGUCCAGCGGUUUCCUGAGGAGACAGAAAGCCAUGAAGAGGACAAUGGUGGCUGGUCAUCCUUUGAAGAUGAUGACUACGAAAGUCCCAAUGAUGAUGAUCCUGAUGGGGAGGACGAUGGUGACUAUGAGUCCCCCAAUGAGGAAGAUGAGGCUCUGGUGGAAGAUGCUGCGGACUAUGAGCCUCCCCCGUCCAAUGAUGAGGAGGCUCUGCAGAACUCCAUCCUGCCUGCCAAGCCUUUCCCCAACACCAACUCCAUGUACAUCGACAGACCCCCCACUGGGAAGGUCUCUCAGCAACCUCCAGUGCCCCCCCAGAGACCAAUGGCUGCCCUUCCUCCCUUGCCGACCAGCCGGAAUCACUCACCAUUAUCCCAACCCCAGGCCAACCAUGAAGAGCCCAGCAGAAGCCGAAACCACAAAACAGCAAAGCUGCCUCCUCCAUCAAUAGACAGAAGCACGAAACCUUCCCUGGAUCGCUCAUUAGCACCUCUUGACCGGGAGCCCUUCACACUAGGAAAGAAGCCACCGUUUUCUGACAAGCCUUCUGCUCCAGUGGGAAGAACUCUUGGCGAGCAUUUACCCAAGAUACAAAAGCUUCCUUUACCACCAGCCAUGGACAGACAUGAAAGAAGUAGCCCCUUACCUGGGAAGAAGCCGCCUGUUCCAAAGCAUGGAUGGGGACCAGACCGAAGAGAGAAUGAUGAAGAUGAUGUACAUCAAAGACCUUUGCCCCAGCCAGCACCACUUUCUAUGAGCUCCAACACUUUCCCUUCAAGAUCUGCCAAGCCAAGCCCCAAGCACAUGUUCCCAUCAUCUCACAUGCCGGGAGCCUUCUCAGAAAGUAACAGUGGCUUUCAGCAGAGCGCCUCCCUGCCACCAGUCUUCUCUCAAGGUCCCAGCAACAGAUCACCUCUCAGAGCUGAAGGCAGAAACUUGCCCUUGCCCAUCCCAAACAGACCUCAGCCACCAUCUCCAGGAGAAGAAGAGCAUCCAUUGGAUGAAGAGUGGUACAUUUCUUAUAUUACCAGACCCGAGGCAGAAGCUGCUCUCCGAAAGAUAAACCAGGAUGGAACUUUCCUGGUUAGAGACAGUUCUAAGAAAACAGUAAGCAAUCCGUAUGUCCUCAUGGUGUUGUACAAAGACAAAGUUUACAACAUCCAAAUCCGUUAUCAGGAGGAAAGUCAAGUAUACUUAUUGGGGACUGGACUCCGAGGAAAAGAGGAUUUUCUGUCUGUGUCAGACAUUAUUGACUACUUCAGGAAAAUGCCACUUCUUCUCAUUGAUGGAAAAAAUCGAGGCUCCAGAUACCAGUGCACACUAACACAUGCUGCAGGGUGUCCAUAGCAAGAUAGCCAAGCAAAUGACCUUCCUCCUGACUCGGUUACUAACAUGGGAAGAUCAACAAACCAGGAAUGGGCAGACUGAAGUGAAUUCCUCACCAUGAACACAGGGUUUUGUCCUUUCCUUUGAAGAGUUUGAAGGUUGCUGACUAUCCCAUGAUUUAUUUAUUUUCUAUAAUGUUUGUAAAGUGUAGGAAUAAUCAUGUUCAGCUUGAAAUCUACAAGUGCACUGCAUUCCUUCAUUUUGAGACAUGGAUUUUCGAGUAUCCAGUUCAAAAUGUAGUAGUUUACACAGCUACGGAAAUAAUUUGGGGCAAACUUAAAAAAAAACACUGAAACAGUAAUAGUUUUGAUUAUCAUAUAAAACUGAUAUUUUAUAGUGAAACUUCUGUCAGUGAAAGGCAAUCUAUUUUUUGUAUGACUUGAAAUGAUUAAAAUUUAUUCUCCAUGCAGCAAUAAUUUAAGAGGCUUCAAAAAUAUAACUUCAUUAUUUCUUAUCUGGUUUUGCUGAGGGUAUUUUUGUGUGCUUUUUGAUGAA